AUGGAUACAGAAGUCGACGUUACACCUGAAAAUCUCUUUCGCCCUGCGAAGCGACGCAAGUUUGCCCGGCGACGCCAAGAUGACCCCGAAGAAACAACCAGCGCCGCCGUCGAAUCAGUAGCUGAGGGCACUGACAAGGCUCUUCAAGCUACUGAAUCAAAACCCUCGGACGAUGACGAUGACUCGACACAUGCGACUGGUGUGGUGCGCCUGCGCCGGCCAAAGACCACUCGGAAAGGAGGCAUUGGAUUCUCCGCCACAACGCGACCAUCGGGCAAAGACGACAACCGCCAGACGGCGCUGAUCGCAGGGGAGGACCAGGAAAAGGAAACUAUUCGGGCAAUGGGCGACCGUUUCCAGAUGUACACUGGGCAGGCGGAGGAUGUGGACAGACACAUGAUGGCAUAUAUAGACGCCGAGAUGGCUAAGCGCUACAAACGUAGCCCGCUACCAGAUGGUUCACCGGCUGAUCAACCGGACUCACAACCAACAUCUGGCGCACCAUCUACACAAGGCCAGCCACACGAACGCCUCCCAGCAUCACUGGGCAAGCUGCAUGAGAUCGAUCUCGGACAAGAGACGAAGCUGCAAAAUAUCGCCCGUACCGAGGCGGCAACACGCCGGCUUGCUGGCGACGAAGACUCGUCCGCUGGGCCAACAGAUCGUGUUGAAGUCCCGGGGAAGUCCUGGCGCAAUCGCAAGCGCCGCACCAGCGCGGAUGUCGAGCGUGACCGGCUGGUGGAGGAAAUUCUACGAGAGAGCAAACUGGAUGUCUAUGACGAGCCAGAAGAGGAACCACAGGCCGAUGACCAGGCUGCGGAUGACCGUAUUGCAGAGCAAUUCCGACGAGACUUUUUGGAUGCAAUCCAGUCGCGUCGGAGGACACGCACUACGAAGACUGUUAGUAAAACCGAGGCACCAAAGGGGCCCAAGUUGGGAGGAAGUCGCAGUGCAAGAGCAGCGAUGCGCGAAUCGCAGGCUCAAGCUGGACGGAAGUGA
This is a messenger RNA of Penicillium cataractarum, 999 nucleotides long. Its product is annotated as telomere length and silencing 1 family protein. The transcript has 3 exons. The record is from RefSeq and is a predicted model, not a curated record. Gene Ontology annotation, biological process: mRNA splicing, via spliceosome. NCBI's taxonomy places the organism in Eukaryota, Fungi, Ascomycota, Eurotiomycetes, Eurotiales, Aspergillaceae. Bases 1 to 999 code for a protein of 332 amino acids. Gene Ontology annotation, cellular component: spliceosomal complex.